Molecule: messenger RNA, 1757 nt
Organism: Cyclopterus lumpus (lumpfish)
Lineage: Eukaryota; Metazoa; Chordata; Actinopteri; Perciformes; Cyclopteridae
Product: solute carrier family 12 member 3-like
Exons: 6
Coding region: 841-1530 (229 amino acids)
Biological process (GO): sodium ion homeostasis; cell volume homeostasis; sodium ion transmembrane transport
Cellular component (GO): membrane
Molecular function (GO): sodium:potassium:chloride symporter activity
Source: RefSeq, a predicted model, not a curated record
AAAUUAGAUGGGGGGGGUCAGGACUGGGUUAGUUUGGUGCGAGACAAUUUCUGAUGAUAUUAGGGUUGGAAUGGAUGUACGUGAGAUAUGCGAGGGAAGACGGGCGGCCAAGGAACCUCGGGAUAUCGUUGGGGUUUGUUGAAGGCAGUGGACCUCGGAUGACGGGCGUCGGAGGCUGGCGCCUAUGCGCUGGAUUUCUUGCACGAGGAACGGUAAGUGAGUCGGUGGUCAGGUUUUGCGACCUGGGAUGGAAGGCUCGAAUGCUGAACUGGUGCUUGAACUGGUGCUGAGCGAUUUUGGAAAGGGCAAGCUGCGAAGACCCGACAAUAUUACUUGGGGUCACGCUACCAAUUCCUUAUUCGAGAGCUGCAAGCAGAAUGUGGCUUCAGAUGUGAAUGUAACGUGGUAUGUAUAAUGGAAUUCCGCCAAACCGCAGGGCCGGGUCGAGGGUCGUAGAUGGGAAGUCAAAGAACAUUGCGGUGGAGACGAAAAAUGCAGGCAAAUAUGACAGUUUCUUGGAGUAGGUGGGAAGUGGCUGUUUGUGUGCAGAGCCGCCGAGAGUGGUUAUCGAUGCUCUGGGGAUGUGGGGAAUUGUUUAAUUGACAACGGUUGUUUUUGUUACUGCCGUGAAUCAGUUGCCUGGGCGUGUGACGAAAAAUUAUCUAUUUUUUACUCGCAAAUAUUGUAUUAGUCACAAGCGUGGUUGUUGUUACUACUUAAUUUUAGGUGAUUGAACGCUGAUUAAAACAUAGUUGUGAAUAUUAGAUUUAAUUUCUACCAAUCAACCCCCUUAAAUGUUAUACACCUUUUCCUUUAAAUACUCAGAAAUUCAAUAUAUUUAUGUCAAUAAAAUGUAAAAAAAAUAACAAUUUGUUGUGUAUACAAAAAGCUUCUCUUCCCAUUGGAGCAGAGCCUCAGCGUAGUACGGUGUUCCAGAAAAAACAAGGAAAGAAAACCAUUGAUGUGUACUGGCUGUCUGAUGACGGAGGUCUGACCCUGCUGCUGCCCUACCUGCUGACUCGGAGGAAGCGCUGGGCCAGAUGUAAGGUCCGCGUGUUUGUGGGGGGAGAUGCAGACAAAAGGGAAGAGCAGAGAGAAGAGAUGUUGGCACUGAUCAAGAAGUUUCGUCUUGGUUUCCAUGAUGUUGAAGUGCUUCCUGACAUCUACCAGAACCCCCAGACUGGAAGUGUUGAUCAGUUUGAGAACAUGGUGGGUCGCUUUAGACUGGAUACAAAUCAGGACUCUGAUUCUGGGCCACCAAGACAGCAGGAGGAACCGUGGAUGAUCACUGACAAAGAUUUAGAGAGGAACAAGGCCAAGUCUCUCCGUCAAAUUCGUCUAAAUGAGGUUCUGCAGGAUUACUCCAGAGAAGCUGCUCUGAUUGUAAUCACCAUGCCGGUGGGGAUAAGAGGAGUGUGUCCCAAUACUCUGUACCUGGCGUGGCUGGACUUCUUGUCACAUGAUCUGAGACCUCCAGUCCUGUUGGUCAGAGGAAACCAGGAAAAUGUCCUCACCUUCUACUGCCAAUGAAAUGUCUCCUUGAGACCAAUAAACAGAUACUGACUCACAAACUCACCAAUAUCCUGACAUCUUCAUCUUGAUUUAAACACGUCAAUGCCUUGAUGACUAUUGAUCAUCUAAUAUCUGAUUCAUGUAUCAUGUAAUUACAAUGUUCUGUCCCCUAAUUCAACAAAUGAAUGAUGACUACAUUUAGGUCCUGCACAUGUAUAUCACUGUAGGGAGUAUAUUUAAAACUA